AUGGCUGCCAGGGUGAUGAAGAAUUCUCUGCACUUCUUCAUCACCCUGUCAGUGUGUGUGUUAGUUGAGCAGGAGAGAGCAGUGGUCAGCGCUCUACAGUAUUUUAAAACCUUGGUAGAUAAGCUGGUUGUGGACCAGCAUGUGGUCAGCGGUCUGCUGUGUGGGUCAGCAGGUCAGGUCCUGGAGGCAGUGCAUGCCUUGGUCCAGCUAGAACCACGCAUCCAGCGUAGUAAGACAGUUUCCUCCUGUCUCUCUGGUCUUUUUGGCUCUCUGGCUCAGCUGAUUCACUGGGCUGAUCAGGUCAUGCUGCAGGGCAUCCAGCAGGACAAGGAGGCCAUAGCGACUGUGACCACGGUGAUCCGGGCUGUGCUGGAUGGAACCAAGGAACUGGUGAGACUGGCUGCUGAGAGACAAGAUGGUUCCCCCCCCUCUUCUCCUGUUCAAUCACAGUCAAACUCAGGUCCUUCCCCCUCCUUUCCUGGCCAGUCACAGCAAGUUGUGGGCCAUACAUCAAGUUGUUGUGAAGACCAGCAGACGUCCUCUGUCACAACUUUAGCCCAACCUUCCCAGAAGCCUGGAGCACCAAAACAUGAGGAAGAAGAAAGAGUGCAGCCUGCUCCACCUAAACCCCCUAAACUCCUCCCCAUGCCCCUAACCACACCCAAUCCUUGCUGCAAGACAGACACUCCCAGUCCCCCCAUCCUCCCACCAAAGAGGCGUCAAUCAUCAGGCCCCUCCCCCUGCAGGAUCGCCAUAGUUACGCCAGUGAGAAGAGAAACGUGGCAACAAAAAGAGUCUGAAAUAGACACCAUAAAGCCGUCUCUUUCCUGUUCUGUAUUCAGAGAACACACACCUCCCUUCCUUCACCAGGAAGUGGAUCCAGAUUACGAGUUCCUUGACAGAGAUCUUUCCUGUGUAGAGAUUCCCCCCUCCUCCUCCCUCCCCCCCGCCCUGCCAGAGAAGAGGCGACGCAGUGCUCCAGCCGGUCAGGUCUCUCAGGCCAGUCCCGCUGGAGAAGACUCCGCUUUCAUUGAACAAUACCCCGCCCAAUUUGACAAGGGUAUUUCACUUGACAACUCUUUGCCUUAUGACCAGCCUCCCCCCGAACUCUCUCCCAGUGGGACCCCUCCUCCCCUACCCGAGAAGAAACGACACAUCCACCAGUAUCUCCAGUUCCUGUCCACCUACAGUGCUCCAGCAGCAGACUUGUUAUUCUACCAGAGACCGUCCAACCUCAGCCAGCGAUACACCGACAGACAGCGUCAGCUGGAGACAGCCUAUCAGCUGACCCACACACAUCCCGACUCACAGCACGACCCACACAGCAGCACACACCACAAUGCACAUCAUAACACACAUCCUGGCAAAUACCAAGACACACAUCCUGACAUACACCCCGACACACACAGCGAAACACACUAUGACACGUUUGACACACACUCCGACACACACCACAACACACAGCCGGAGAUACACAGCGAAAGAAAAGCCGACACAAAUGUUUCAUCACCCCUACCUCCUGCACCUGUUCUGCCCCCAAAGAAGAAGCACAGGGAUUCUGCAUUCGACAAUGGACUGGACAAGGUGGACAAGAAGGACAAAGAAAGUUCCCAGAGUGUCCAGCAGACAGCAUUAUGUGGCGAGAGGAGCAGCAAGGAGCAGGAGAAGGAUGAAGAACAGAAGAAGGAGGAGGAGGAGGGGGAGGAGCUGUUGUUGAUAAACCAGCCGGAGGUCCUGGGCAGAAUCAUCAUGAAGAAGGAGGAGGAGGAGGGGCUGGAUGUGAAAGCUGCAUCUCCAGAUAUCCUAUUGGUCUACGCUACUGAGACUGACAGCUCUGACCAGGUCCUGUACUGUGAGGCGUUUCUGCUCACCUACAGAAGUUUCAUGAGUACUCAUGAUGUCAUCACCAAACUGCAGUCCAGGUACAGACACCUAUGUAAGGGAAGUGAACCAGCAUACCCCAGAGCCAGUAAGAACACAUUCCUCCUGCUGGUCAGAGCUGUGGAGGAGCUCUGUGCAAUAGAACUGGAUGCUGAUUUGCAGGCUCUUCUAAUGGACUUGGUGUUCAACCUGGUGAUUGGAGGAGAACUGGGUUUGGCCCACCUCUUGCGCACUAACAUCCUAUCAAAGCUGGAGCAGAGGCGUCACCUGAUUGGCUCUCCUCUGUCACUCCGCCCUCUUUCGGCAAGGGGUGUGGCUGCCAGACCUGGGACUCUCCAUGACUUCAGGAGUCAGGAUAUAGCAGAGCAGUUAACUCUGAUGGACUCAGAGCUCUUCUGUAAGAUUGAGCUGCCAGAGGUCCUGCUGUGGUCUAAAGAACAAAAUGAGGAAAAGAGUCCCAACCUGACAGAGUUUACUCAGCACUUCAACAAUGUCUCCUUCUGGGUACGAUCUGUCAUCAUGUUACAGCAGAAGGCUCAAGACAGAGAGAAACUGUUCCUCAAGUUCCUCAAAGUUAUGAAGCACCUGAGGAAGCUGAAUAAUUUUAACUCCUACCUGUCCAUCCUGUCGGCUCUGGACUCCGCCCCCCUCAGAAGACUGGACUGGCAGAGACACACUGCAGAGGCCUUGGAGGAGUACAGUUCUUUGAUUGACAGCUCAUCAUCGUUUAGAACCUACAGAGCAGCUCUGGCUGAUGUGGAUCCACCCUGCAUACCCUACCUGGGUCUUAUCCUGCAGGACCUGACUUUUGUACAUCUGGGGAACCCUGACUUGAUGGUGACAUCACAGGGUUCAAAGGUCAAUUUCUCAAAGUGCUGGCAGCAAUUCAACAUCCUGGACACACUGAGGAGCUUUCAGCAAAUUCGUUACUCAUUGCAGCCUAAUGAUGAAAUUGUGUCGUUCUUUAACGACUUCAGUGACCACCUGGCUGAGGAGGCAUUAUGGGAACUCUCUCUAAGGCUUCGCCCACGGAACAACCCACGAGCUAAUCAGAGAUAGGCUGGGAAGAGACUGCAGUCUAGUCGAGAGGAGACAGCCAAUCAGGGAAGAGUGGAGCUGUCAGUUUGACCUGUUCCCUCCUCUGGAAUGGGAACUGAACUAAACUGGUGAGAACCUGGACUGGAUUGAUGCUAGUCUGGGUCUAGCCCUGUGCUAUCCUGCAUUUACUUAGAUUAGCCUGAUGCUAAUCUGCCUAGCCUGGUGCUAGACAACGGUUUACUUUGGCUAGUGAGAUGCCGGAAUAGAGUUAAUCUGGGUUAGCAUGGGGCUACUUGGGGUGGUCCGGUGCUGAAUUGUUAAGUUUGUUAAAUUAAUUUUUGUUGGUGCCUAUAAUACAGUUAAUACGGUAGCCUGUUUUGUUGGUCACUUCUACUGCAGUCUUUACGGUAACCCUCCUGUUAGGAGGAAGGCGUGCUGCUAGUGAAAGGCACUUGUUGAAAUGUUCGGUAGGCUGUGGCCACUUGCUGUUGAGAGCACAA
Molecule: messenger RNA, 3419 nt
Organism: Lampris incognitus (smalleye Pacific opah)
Lineage: Eukaryota; Metazoa; Chordata; Actinopteri; Lampriformes; Lampridae
Product: rap guanine nucleotide exchange factor 1-like
Exons: 22
Coding region: 1-2940 (979 amino acids)
Biological process (GO): positive regulation of GTPase activity; Ras protein signal transduction
Cellular component (GO): plasma membrane
Molecular function (GO): guanyl-nucleotide exchange factor activity
Source: RefSeq, a predicted model, not a curated record